Molecule: messenger RNA, 2020 nt
Organism: Papilio machaon (common yellow swallowtail)
Lineage: Eukaryota; Metazoa; Arthropoda; Insecta; Lepidoptera; Papilionidae
Gene: Amt
Product: putative ammonium transporter 2
Exons: 12
Coding region: 155-2020 (621 amino acids)
Biological process (GO): ammonium transmembrane transport; ammonium homeostasis
Cellular component (GO): membrane
Molecular function (GO): ammonium channel activity
Source: RefSeq, a predicted model, not a curated record
AUUAUGCCACACAAUAAUAAAAACAAACUGGUAUUUAAACAAACCUUCAGGAUGUGCAAUUAGAUUUAAAAAAAUUUAGUGCAUGCGUGGCUUCCGUGUAAUAUUUUUUUAAUUAUAACGUUGUUUGAGAUAAAAAAAGAGAUAAUAACGAAGGAUGGAAGCAAACUGGACAUUAUUCCCGCGCAUCGGGCUCCGGUCCCCAAACUUAACAAACACCACCGUAAGUCUUCAGGAGAGUUUCGAAAUCGAUCUUGAAGAUACCAACUGGAUUUUGACAUCCUCCUUUAUUAUAUUCACAAUGCAGACUGGUUUUGGUAUGUUGGAAUCAGGAUGUGUCUCUAUCAAAAACGAAGCUAACAUCAUGAUGAAGAAUUUGGCAGACAUCUCCCUCGGCGGUUUAACGUAUUGGAUCUUCGGUUACGGUUUGUCGUUCGGUCAGGGGACGUGGUCUAACCCGUUUGUUGGAGUGGGUGAUUUCCUGCUUGAUCCUCCAGUCGGUGAUGCGCUCAUGGGCCCGGUGUUUGCGUCAUUUCUCUUCCAAUUGUCUUUCGCAACUACCGCCACGACUAUUGUCAGCGGUGCUAUGGCUGAAAGAUGCAACUUCAAAGCGUACUGCGUGUUCUCACUGCUGAACACAAUCGUGUACUGCGUGCCUGCGGGCUGGGUGUGGGGCGAACAUGGCUUCCUGAACAAGCUUGGCGCCGUCGACAUCGCCGGCUCCGGGCCCGUACAUCUUAUUGGAGGCUCAUCAGCAUUUGCAUCGGCUCUGAUGUUAGGACCACGACUGGGGAGGUAUGCGCGCGGCACUGCGCCCCUGCCAAUGGGCAAUCCCGUCAACGCUGUGAUGGGCACGUUUGUCCUCUGGUGGGGCUGGCUGGCCUUUAAUUCUGGAAGCACUUACGGGGUAAGUGGAGCGAAGUGGCAGUACGCAGCUAGAGCAGCAGUUAUGACGAUGAUGGGCUCUUUUGGAGGCGGAUGCUUCGGAAUAUUUUAUACAAUGAUCAAAAACAAAGGGAGAGCAGAGGUUAUGGAAAUGAUCAAUAGUGUACUGGGCGCGCUGGUUUCUGUCACUGCGGGAUGUUUCCUCUACCGUGCUUGGGAAUCCCUGGUGAUCGGCAUGAUAGGUGCGGCCAUCGCCAACGGCAGCGCCAUACUGUUCGACAAGAUGCGUGUCGACGACCCCGUCAGUGCAUCCGCGGUGCACGGCGCCUGUGGACUUUGGGGGGUGUUAGCUGUUGGACUCUUUGCUGAUAAUCCUAUUCCCAUGGAAACGACCAAUGGCCGAUCAGGUUUAUUUAAAGGCGGCGGCUGGUACCUGCUGGGCGUGCAGGCACUGACUGGGGUGUGUCUAACAGCGUGGGGCGCGUUGGUGACCAUGGCACUGCUGUGGCUCAUCGACCGCGUCUUGCCCAUCCGCAUGGACCCUUACAACGAGCUGCUCGGAGCAGACCUCACCGAGCACAGGAUACGACACGGACAGGCAGGAGUUUCCCGAGCUGUUUCAGCACUACGUCCUUUCCAUAGAUCCAGCAGUAUAGAGGAAGUUGGCAAUAUCGGUGUCAACACUGGUCACAGCCUUAUUGUUGAUAAAUUACAGGAGGCGAAAAGGAAAAAUAAAACCAGUCCAACGCCCACAUUACAAAAUUACACAAACAAUGCCUUUGAAACCGAUAAUAUCGGACAGACGUUUAAAAAUAAUGGAAUAUUGAACAAACGCCCUGGCAACCCUGAGAACGACCUCCACCGUGCUCUAGACAAUAUGGCGCAAGAGAUAAACGACGCGAAACCUAAAAAAGGAAACGAAAAGAAAGGUCAAGAGGAAAAAACUAAUGUGAUACGGUUAGUACCGGAAGAUAUAAAAGGUAAGAAGUUCAAGGAUCUGUCGGUGACCGAACUUGAAGAAUUGGGUGAAAUCAACGCGAGUCAAGAUCGAUUCAGACAUCGAUAUACGGAAGAUGACUAUCGAGACGAUAUAUCUAGAAGUAAUACUGCUAAUGUUAAUAUAAAAUGGAUAGAUUAG